AUGGAAGCAUUUAAUAAAAUAAAUCAAGUAUUCUCUCGAAAAGUUUACGUGCCUAAAAAUAUUACAAUGAAGUGGCGAGUAAUUGAAAAGGAAGAGGAGCUAGGUACAAAAUGUCAACUACGCCUAGAGGAUUUAAAGUGCGAUUUCGUUUUAACAAGUGGGGGCUUAGAACAUAAAAACAAUGUAGUAAUUCCCGGUAAGAAGCUCAAAAAUAAUGAGAGUUGUAUUAAACCAGAAACCUCUGAAUUUGCAUUAGAAGUGUGCAUGGAAGUCGAAGAGGGUACCGGAGUGUCAAAAAUAAUUAACGAAGAAAAUAUAAUGGACAACAAUAGUGAGCAAGAAUUUACAACUGUUGUACCCACUUCUAAGAGUUUUGGUGUCACCCUUGAUGUUAAGACCAAAAAGAUAGGUAGAAAUAAGAAAAAAAAGGCAAAAAAAAAAGCUGUGGCAGUUACAAAAAAGUCGAUGAAAAAUGUUGAUCUGUUUAAGACUGAGAACAAAACGGUAUUAAAUGAUGACAAAGUCUGUGAUGAUAUUGGUUCCGAGCAAGGAACUCUUGAAAUGACUGCCACAGAAGUGGAGGAAAUACUUGAGACCCAGUGUAAAACGUUUGCUAGCAAUAAAACGACGAGUGAUGAUGUUGAAAAUGAACCUGCCAUGGAAAUUAUUACUGAUAUGAAAACUGAGCGACUUACGACAGAAGACCCAAUUAUUAUAGAAUUGGAU
Iphiclides podalirius (scarce swallowtail) is the source of this 726-nucleotide messenger RNA. The record is from the annotation of a GenBank genome assembly. Lineage: Eukaryota; Metazoa; Arthropoda; Insecta; Lepidoptera; Papilionidae.